Bemisia tabaci is the source of this 5428-nucleotide messenger RNA. RefSeq names its product probable pyruvate dehydrogenase E1 component subunit alpha, mitochondrial. NCBI's taxonomy places the organism in Eukaryota, Metazoa, Arthropoda, Insecta, Hemiptera, Aleyrodidae. Gene Ontology annotation, cellular component: intracellular membrane-bounded organelle. The record is from RefSeq and is a predicted model, not a curated record. Gene Ontology annotation, biological process: pyruvate decarboxylation to acetyl-CoA. Gene Ontology annotation, molecular function: pyruvate dehydrogenase (acetyl-transferring) activity.
GACAGUUGUAAGAAAGUUGAAAAAGUGUUGAAAGUGUAAAGUCAGUGUUCAUAGAAAGUCCUGGCGGCUCUGGGAAGAAGACCAUCCUUUCACCUCCGUAGUAAUUUUAGAAAUUUGUCGGUCAGGAUGUUUUCCACGAACUCUAGAUGUCUCAGCCAAGUUACGAAUCUCCAGAAACUCAUGGGAUUCUUUGGCGCCAGUAAAAACAACUUUGCAACAGAAGUAACUUUGGAUGUCAAGCCAUUUAAAUUACAUCGUCUAGAAACUGGUCCAGUUACCAGCGUCAGCCUAUCAAAAGAAGAAGCUUUAAAAUACUACACUCAAAUGCAAACAAUCCGUAGGAUAGAAACAGCAGCUGGUAAUCUUUACAAGGAAAAAAUCAUCCGUGGUUUUUGUCAUCUUUAUUCAGGCCAGGAAGCCUGCGCUGUUGGAAUGAAAGCUGUCAUGCGCCCUGAUGAUUCAAUCAUCUCUGCCUAUCGAGUUCACGGGUGGUCUUAUCUGAUGGACAUCUCCCCUGUGGGAGUUUUAGCAGAAUUGACUGGUCGCAAAUCAGGUGCUGCAAGAGGCAAGGGUGGCUCCAUGCAUUUAUAUUCAAAGAAUUUCUACGGUGGAAAUGGAAUUGUUGGAGCUCAGGUACCCUUGGGCGCAGGUAUUGCGUUAGCAGCAAAAUACAAAGGCAAUGAUGGAGUUUGCUUCACACUCUAUGGUGAUGGGGCAGCAAACCAGGGACAAGUUUUUGAAGCGUACAAUAUGUCCAAACUAUGGGAUAUUCCCGCUAUUUUUGUUUGUGAAAACAAUGGUUACGGAAUGGGGACCUCAGCUGAAAGAGCUGCUGCAUCUGCUCAGUAUUACACUAGAGGAGACUACAUUCCAGGAAUUUGGGUCGAUGGUAUGGACGUUUUAGCAGUGAAAUCAGCUGCGGAAUUUGCAAUUGAGCAUUGCAAAGCCGGAAAAGGGCCCAUCGUGCUAGAAACAGCAACUUAUCGAUACUCUGGACAUUCCAUGUCAGAUCCUGGCACAAGUUAUCGUACUCGUGAUGAAAUUCAAGAAGUCAGGCAAACUAGAGACCCAAUCACCUCAUUUAAAGAGAAAAUUAUUAAUGCAGGUCUAGUCACUCCAGAUGAACUUAAGAAAGUGGAUGGUGAUGUGAAGUCUGAAGUAGAUAAGGCAGCAAAAAUUGCUAAAUCAGAUGCUGAAACAGGAAGUGAUGAUCUGGCCGGAGAUAUCUAUGUAGUCAAUUUGGAACCAAAAAUUCGGGGCGUCCACCCUUGGAGCACAAUUCAGCAUAAGCGUAUUGGGCCAGCUCUCAAUGCAUCGUAGGUUUGACUGUUGUUUAAAUUAUUCUCCAAAAUUUGAAGAUCAAAGGUAAGAAAAUCUGUUUCAAUCUGAGAACAUCUUAAAAAAUGUAUGAAUCACAACUCGGUCUCAUCUUACCUUUUUGAGAAAGAAAUUUCAAAUGAAAUCAAUCGCAUCUCAUGCAUCAACCCCGGUGAAAAAAUAUGACCAAGCUUUUUCAUGCUUCUCAUAAUGAAAAUGUAUUUACAUACAAACAUAAUAGGAAAUUUCAGAAUUUUUUCCCUGGGAAUGAAAAUUGUUUUAAGAAAAGUAGGUGUGCGCUUUAAAAGGAAUUACAUAUGCAAUUUCUGCUCUUUCUUCCUUUUUUUUCUAUCCCCUUUUUGUGGAUUGGAGUUAAGAAUUUUUGUUUGCCCGAUAUUUCAAGGAUUAAUAAAGAACGCUACAAUCCCUGGGCCUCAAUGGCUUAGUAGUGUUUCAUUUCCAUGGGAGAAAUUCAAAGUUGACUUGUUAUCUUAAAAAAGCUUAAUGGAUUUUUUUUUUCGAUUUUGACAAUAAAGUCUCAAAAAAUUCUUUGAAUUUCGAAGCAUUUAACUUGUUUCAUGCUUGAAUCAAUGAUACUUAUUGUUAGCUUAGUGAAGACCUGUGGCAAAAUCAUCUGCAGAUUUUUCUUUCUUUACUUACUGCCAUAAAAGAGAAGAAAAAAAAAGUAUCCGAAAUAACAUACUUACUCAAUACUAAACAUUUUUGAAUCUGUGAUAAAUUUGCACAAAAAGUGGUUCCCCUAAUGUUCUGUAAGCAUCAUUAGGUUAACCCUAUAUUAGUGUGGGGCUGCAACAGAUUCUCUAUGAUACUGGAAGUGGAACUAAAUAUGGAUCUUUUGUAUUCAGCCUGCCACAGAUAUUGUUGAUUUUACUGAAGUAGUCAAAUUCGUACCAUCUCAGUGUAGAAAUAAUUUCAGAAGUUUAAGGUUAGGCUAUCUUUUUAAUUUCAAACAAUCCUGCUGAAAUUGUCUCCCGUAUUACUAUUUUCUCUCCCUUUUUUUAAAAAAACAUUUGCAUACAUCUUGUCAAAAGAAAGAUGAUGGAAUUCUAUUCAUUCAGUCAUGGAUAGUUUUUGAAAGAAAAUGAACUGUUACCUAAUUUAUUGUUGCCGAAAAUUCCUUUUUGUUUGAUUUCUUUCCCUUUGGUUCAUACAAAUUUAUUGAGGCUCCUCUGUACUCUCUUUAUGGUAAUUUUUUUCAAAACAAAAAUCAUUUAAUGUUCAUGUGUUUUAAAGCCAGGAAGUUGGUAUGAUUUGAUUUUUCUUCUGCUUCUAGAAUAUUAAUGUUGGCAGACUUAUACAGUGAUCUUGUAUGAAAAGAAAUACAAAUGCUUUCCUGUCAAUUUCAAUGUUUUCAGCUAAUUUUAGCCAAGCUCAGAUACUUUCUCAAGCUUUUUUUCUAUUUGUACUGGUUUCUUCAAUAUCGAUAGCGUAACUUUAUUCUUGUGUUGUACAAAGUUUAUGUCUAAAAAUUGCGUGGUGGAAAUUUUAAUUUUGUGAGAUAGUUUAAUAUCUCUUAGUGUAUGUAUAUUGCUUGUCCUGCAGUUGUUAGAUGACUCUGACACCUUAUUGAGACAAACUAGCAAUUCAACUAUUUCAUCUUUAUGAGUGUAUGAUAUUUACCAGGUCUACUGAUCUUAAUGAUCCGAAAACUUGGUAAAUUGGGUGUAUCAAUCCAAGUCGCUCCAUGUUUACAAAUGUAAAUUCAACAACUGACCCCUUGAUUCACUUUGGAUACCGUCAUGUUUUCCUGUAGACUUUUGUUAAGGCUCCACUAGUACCAUGUAUUAUCUUUCCUCCCAAAUCAAUUAUUAACUUUGUAUUUCGUUAACUUAUUAAUCAGGUAAAAUACUGAAAUGAUAAAAAACAGUGCAAAUUUCUUACUCACGUCUUUUACCAAAUGUUCUCUUGUUAAGAGAAUUUUGGUAUGAAAAUAUUAUGUGAAUGAGUUUUUAGAAAAGUUAAGAAAUGUGAAAAUAUUUUUGUAGACAUUCCAAUCUAGUUGUGUAAGUUCAUCGAUUGAUGAAGCUGAAUUGUUUUCAGGUAAGAAGGCAGUAAUUUCAUGAAAAUUUGCGGUCAUUGAUUAUAUGAUGCAGUGGCUAUUAGGCUCCCGUUUUGGCUUUAUAAUAAUACUAAUAGAGAGCUGUCUUAGGAGUCCAAGUAUGCAUACAUUUUUAAUUUUUUGCUGAAUGAAUAAUGAAGUGUAAAAGCAAGGAACUCAAGUUCUUCGUCAAAGUCCUAUAACAAAUAAAACAGAAGUAUCAUUCACCCCAAUUGCAUAGUUUAUCUUAUACCCACAAAAUAAAGUUUGUUUUCACAGUCUUUCUACAGCUGUGAUACUCAACUAUUUCACAACCAUAAUGAAAAAAACUAAAUUAUUCUUUCCAUUAGUUUACUUUGAACUUUUUCUCUUCAGCACAAGAAUUCAACAGUUUGGAUGCUGGCAAAUAUUUUUAGCCAUUUUUAUCUCCGAUUUUUUGAAAAUUAUAAUUACAUACAUGUUAUUUAUACUUUCCCCCCAUAAAUUAGGACAUUAACUCAAUUUUGAAUGUCCAGCACAUGCCACUUUAUUUUCAGUUUUUUACUACUUCCGAGAAAAUAAGCCCUUUUUCUGUGAAAGAGCAUAAAGGCCUGGAGUAAUGUUGCUAAGAUUGCGUGACUUUAUGCAUUUUUCCUGAAGACUAUGAUUUGCAUCUCUACCCGUUUUCCUGCAAAAAUGAUCAUAACAAAUUUUUUGUUAUUUUUUGUUUGUGAAUUUUUCUCAUCACAAACUUCAUGUAAAAUUGCACAAAUUUAGGAGCAUCUCCAAGACUUUAUUCCCUUUCACCGAAGAAUGCCUUGAAUAUAUUCGGCCGUAAAUUGAGAUCAUUCCUCAAUUAAGUUCCUGGUGAUUUGCUUAAUGUAUCAAUUAUUUUCAUUUAUAGUUGCAUUUAAUAAUAAAAAAAAAAAUGGUACCUUUGCCCUCUCCUUUAGUCAAUCUCCCUAUAGAUCCGUCAAUGUGUAAGUUUCUCUCAUCCAAGGUUGUACAUCUUUAUCCUUUAAUUAAUUAGAAUUCUCAUUUUUUCACUUAAAUAAUUUGUUUGUAUCAAAACCUAUCUCAUGAACCAUUUUGGCUCAAGAAAAAACCACAAUAAUUGUACUAAUUUUUCUCCUUCUUUCAUAAAAUUUAAUUCAGAAGAUCAUGUUUUUGCCGCUGUAUGCAAUGUACUAAUAGAUGGAGAAUUUCAAUGCUUUCAACUGCUAUUUCACCAUUUUCUGCUAUGGAGCUAUAUAUAUCAGGUACGAUUUUACAAGCAUUAUUGACUCAGAAUGCAGUGUAAAAAACUGGAUUGUUUAAUGUAAAGUCGGUCCUGCUUGAGCACAUGGAAACAUAAUUUUUACCAGAUCCAUGCAUAAAGUUUUCCUUCGGAUUAUCCCAUGUUUUUGAUGUUAUGCUCUGAGGGUGGAGUUGUUCCUUUCAUUCAAUUUUUUUUUCUUUGCAUAGCUGUAUAAUGUCGUUUUAAAUAGCUAUGCAUCUACUCAAACAGGUAGCUGUCAUCGAACUGCUUAAUCAAAAUUAUCAUCCAGAAUUCGAAUUAAUGGAUUAGUUGGUUGUUCUUGGAUAAUAUGCUCGUGGAAGAGAAGUUACUUGUUCUGUUGGAUUUAUCGCAUUCUCACUUUAAAGAAAGGUCUUAUUUUUUCCUAGUUGAAUCUAUAUCCCUACACUACAUUACGUUAAGAGCAAAUAUGAGAUCAAAUAUUGGGCGAGGGGAUUCUCUAAAUUCUCGUAUUCUACUGUUUUAAAAAUAAUGACUAAAAUCCUAACAGACCACGCAAGAAAGAAAAAUCCAACUGUACAAUUUCAAUUUCCUCAGUGGCAAUAGCUGUAAGUGAAAAUUACAUUAGAAUUCUCAUUUGUAAUUUAUGAUUGUUAAAGAAUAUUGUUGUUCUUUGUAGCUGUAAGCUUUAUUUUUUGUGCUAUCAAAUGGCUUGUUUAAAAACCUCAGGUUUUUUUCUUUCAUUAGCUGGUAUCAUGUUCUCUCUGUUUUGUUAAAUCUACAUUUCUAAAAAUGUUUUCAAAUUUCAAUGAAUAAACUGAAUUUGAUUUAUAAUA